UGCAAACAACAACUAUACAAUUGCCAAGGGGGUCCGCAAAAAGAACAAUAAAGAAAAGCAGCAUGUGAUUCCCACUCCAUCAUUUCUCUACUCAUGGAAAAAAGCAAAGCUACUUGCCAAUCGAGAAGGCAAAUAAGGCAAGAAAUUUACAAGAAAGGAGUUGUUUGUCUGUUUGACUGUUAGAUUGGAAUUGCUCCUUUUUACAGCAACCAGACUCCCUUAUAGAAACAAGAACAUCAAUCGAUGUUAAAGGCUUGGACAUCGAUCUUUGAGAAAUUCAGAAACAAAACAUCACACUCUCCCUUUCAGCUUCUCAAGAGAUGGGAGGCGGAACGACAGAUCUGAAUGAAGAUACAGCAGGUGUUUAUCUCCCCCUUCGGAAUGAUGAUGGCAUUGUUAAUGCUUCCGAUGACAGUCGAUUGAAACAGCUGGGUUACAAGCAAGAACUUAGCCGUACCCUCUCGCUAAUUGCAAAUUUCUCAGUGACCUUCUCCAUUGUGUCAGUCCUCACCGGUCUGACAACGAUGUACAGUUCGGGUCUAACCUACGGUGGGCCAGUUACGAUGGUAUAUGGGUGGCCAGUAGUGGGUAUGCUGACCCUCACCGUGGGGGUGUCUAUGGCUGAGAUUUGUUCCGCUUAUCCUACUUCUGGCGGGCUUUACUUUUGGAGUGCAAGGCUUUGUGGCCAAGAUUGGGGGCCUCUUGCUUGUUGGCUCACUGGCUGGUUCAACAUUGUUGGUCAGUGGGCUGUUACAACCAGUGUAGAUUUCUCACUUGCACAGCUGAUUCAGGUUAUCAUUCUCCUUAGCACAGGUGGAAAAAAUGGUGGUGGAUAUGAAGCAUCCAAAUAUGUAGUUAUUGCUAUGCAUGGGGGGAUUUUACUCCUGCAUGCUGCACUAAAUAGUCUUCCCAUCUCACUCUUAUCUUUCUUCGGACAGCUGGCUGCUGCCUGGAAUCUUGUAGGUGUUGUGGUUCUUACAAUACUCAUUCCCCUUGUUGCAACGGAAAGGGCUAGUGCCAAGUUUGUGUUUACACACUUCAACACUGAUAAUGGGGAUGGAAUCAAUAGUAAAGCUUACAUUUUUGUUCUGGGGCUUCUGAUGAGUCAAUAUACCCUCACUGGGUAUGAUGCAUCUGCUCAUAUGACAGAGGAAACUAAGAAUGCGGAUAAGAAUGGCCAAAAAGGAAUAAUUAGCGCCAUCGGGAUAUCAGUUAUAUUUGGAUGGUUUUACAUACUUGGUAUCACCUUUGCAGUCACCAACAUCUCUUACCUCUUGAGUGAAGACAAUGAUGCUGGUGGUUAUGCCAUUGCUGAAAUAUUUUACCUAGCUUUUAAGAAAAGAUAUGGCAGUGGGGUUGGUGGAAUUAUUUGCUUGGGAGUGGUUGCUGUUGCCAUAUUCUUCUGUGGAAUGAGUUCAGUUACUAGCAACUCUAGGAUGGCCUAUGCGUUUUCUAGAGAUGGAGCCAUGCCACUCUCAUCACUUUGGCACAAAGUGAACAAGCAGGAGGUCCCCAUAAAUGCUGUUUGGCUCUCUGCGGUCAUAUCAUUCUGCAUGGCAUUGACGUAUCUUGGAAGUGAGGUGGCAUUUCAGGCCAUGGUUUCUAUUGCUACGAUUGGGCUGUACAUUGCUUACGCCCUACCCAUUUUCUUCAGGUUGACUUUGGCACGCAAGUCUUUUAUCCCGGGACCAUUCAACUUGGGUCGCUAUGGUGUCCUUGUUGGAUGGAUUGCAGUCCUCUGGGUAGCAACUAUCUCAAUCCUCUUCUCAUUGCCUGUAACCUACCCCAUCACUAACGAGACGCUCAACUACACUCCUGUAGCUGUUGGUGGUUUGCUAAUUCUUACCAUCUCUUCUUGGAUCUUGAGUGCUCGUCAUUGGUUCAGAGGUCCUGUAACCAAUGUAGAAAUCUAAGUACGAGCAUAAAGUGAUCUUAAUUUCUUAGGAAUGUUAAUUUUUAUCUAGCAUGUAUAUUCUACGCAUCAAGGAAAGAUAAGUUUGAAGGAAAGAAAUUCUAUUGAUUAUAACGAGGAUAUUCAUCCUACCAUGAAGUAAGAAGCCUUGAUCAGAUGUACAAGGGAAUAAAAUUUCCCUGUCGACAACAGAUAAGCAAGGACGUUGAUGUUGAUUUAGCACAUCCUUUCGAACAUUGUUCAAUCUAGUUAAAACAUGGAUCAAUCUACUUUUCUUAUCAUUGUCCGGUUAACUUGCUGCACUUGCUGAAGAAAUCAAGAAAUCGUGUCAAAAAAGUAAUGAUAUGUUUGUUAGUUGUCUUCUGC
This is a messenger RNA of Populus euphratica (Euphrates poplar), 2278 nucleotides long. It is a transcript of the gene BAT1, whose product is annotated as bidirectional amino acid transporter 1. The record is from RefSeq and is a predicted model, not a curated record. Gene Ontology annotation, cellular component: membrane. Gene Ontology annotation, molecular function: L-lysine transmembrane transporter activity; L-glutamate transmembrane transporter activity; gamma-aminobutyric acid transmembrane transporter activity. The transcript has 9 exons. Gene Ontology annotation, biological process: transmembrane transport; gamma-aminobutyric acid transport. Lineage: Eukaryota; Viridiplantae; Streptophyta; Magnoliopsida; Malpighiales; Salicaceae. The coding region runs from base 321 to 1913 and encodes 530 amino acids.